Drosophila mojavensis is the source of this 2768-nucleotide messenger RNA. RefSeq names its product calpain-A (gene CalpA). The record is from RefSeq and is a predicted model, not a curated record. Gene Ontology annotation, molecular function: calcium ion binding; calcium-dependent cysteine-type endopeptidase activity. Gene Ontology annotation, cellular component: cytoplasm. Gene Ontology annotation, biological process: proteolysis. The coding region runs from base 117 to 2585 and encodes 822 amino acids. NCBI's taxonomy places the organism in Eukaryota, Metazoa, Arthropoda, Insecta, Diptera, Drosophilidae. The transcript is spliced from 13 exons.
CAUCAGCAAAGUACUCAAAUAGUUGGCUGCUCAUUCUGGAAGAGAAAGAGUCAGUAACAGUUCGUUGAGUGCAAGCGUAAUAUACGAACGAGUCUUAUUUAAGUUCUCAUUCCAAGAUGGAUGAACUCAAAGGAUUUUUUAAACAGGCCGGGCAGGAGUUUCUCAAUGCCGCUGGCCAAGCAGCAAUGGGCGCGGCCAAGGAAGUCGUUGGCUCCGUCAUAAACGAAAUCUUUGUCAAAAAGGAAGCGGAGACAAAGCGAAUCCUGCCAAGCAUUAAGAACAUGCGUGUGCUGGGAGAAACACAAUCGAAUCUCGGUCCCUAUUCGGAGGUGCAGGAUUAUGAAACUAUAUUGAAUAGCUGCUUGACGAGCGGAUCGCUGUUUGAGGAUCCACUGUUUCCGGCUAGCAAUGAGUCGCUUAUGUUCUCACGUCGUCCCGAUCGCUAUAUAGAAUGGUUGCGUCCUCAUGAAAUCGUUGAAAAUCCGCAAUUCUUUGUAGAAGGCUAUUCUCGAUUUGAUGUGCAACAGGGCGAACUUGGCGAUUGCUGGCUACUGGCUGCCACUGCCAAUUUGACAUCUGAAUCAUCCUUGUUCUUCCGUGUAAUACCCCCAGAACAGAGUUUUCAAGAAAAUUACGCUGGAAUAUUUCAUUUUCGCUUCUGGCAAUACGGUAAAUGGGUUGAUGUAAUUAUUGAUGAUCGUUUGCCAACGUAUCGAGGAGAGUUACUCUAUAUGCAUUCGGCUGAGAAAAAUGAAUUCUGGAGUGCACUUUUGGAGAAGGCAUAUGCCAAACUGCAUGGAUCGUAUGAAGCGCUUAAGGGUGGCACCACAUGCGAGGCAAUGGAAGAUUUCACAGGAGGCGUCAGUGAAUGGUUUGACCUCAAAGAGGCACCACCAAAUUUGUUUACUAUACUCCAAAAAGCAGCUGAACGUAACUCCAUGAUGGGUUGUUCAAUUGAAGCAGAUCCCAAUGUGCUGGAAGCUGAAACGCCCCAAGGAUUGAUUAGAGGACAUGCUUACUCUAUUACUAAGGUUUGCCUCAUUGAUAUUGUGACACCGAAUCGACAAGGAAAGAUUCCAAUGAUUCGCAUGCGGAAUCCUUGGGGAAAUGAAGCAGAGUGGAACGGUCCAUGGAGCGAUAGCUCGCCUGAAUGGCGUUAUAUACCCGAGGAACAGAAGCAGGAAAUCGGCCUCAACUUCGAUAGAGAUGGAGAAUUUUGGAUGACAUUCCAAGAUUUCUUAACUCAUUUUGAUCGUGUUGAGCUUUGCAAUUUAUCGCCAGAGUCUUUCUCAAAGACAUCUGACGAUCAGCACAGCGGUAAACGCAAAUGGGAGAUGUCAAUGUACGAGGGUGAAUGGACACCUGGCGUUACAGCAGGUGGCUGCAGAAAUUUCUUAGAUACAUUUUGGCAUAAUCCUCAAUACAUCAUUACCCUGGUGGAUCCCGAUGAGCAGGACGAGGACGGCAACUGCACAGUUAUUGUUGCGCUAAUGCAAAAGAAUCGUAGAUCCAAACGCAAUAUGGGAAUGGAGUGCCUUACAAUUGGUUUUGCUAUUUACAGCCUAACCGAACGUGAUUUGGAAAACCGUCCACAGGGAAUUAACUUCUUCAAGUAUAAGUCCUCCGUGGGACGAUCGCCUCACUUUAUUAACACUCGAGAGGUAUGCGCUCGAUUUAAUCUACCUCCGGGUCACUAUCUCAUUGUGCCCUCAACUUUUGAUCCGAACGAGGAAGGAGAGUUCAUCAUUCGCGUCUUCUCCGAAACUAAAAAUAAUAUGGAAGAAAAUGAUGAUCACGUUGGUUACGGCGACGAUUCGAAUAAGGUUGUACCAGGUUUUCCAACACCAAAGCCCGUCGAUCCCCAAAAAGAAGGCUUGCGCAGAUUAUUUGACAGCAUUGCUGGUAAGGAUAUGGAAGUGGAUUGGAUGGAGCUAAAACGAAUAUUAGAUCAUUCGAUGCGCGAUGAUUUACCAAAGGCUGUUGUCUAUAACCGGCAAACAACUUUUAAUGCAUUUGAAACGCAGGCAGGCACUCAGGACGAAAUGCCUGGCGAUGCCUGUGGCCUACUAUCCUUAAUAUGUGGACCAUUCCUUAAAGGUACUCCGUUUGAGGAACAGCUGGGCGGAAAUGAUCAGUCUAACAAAAGACUGAUCGAAGAGAGCCCAACAGCCAUUGUCGAUGAGACACAUGGCUUUUCCAAAGAUGUUUGCCGCUCGAUGGUGGCGAUGUUGGAUGCAGAUAAGUCUGGUAAACUGGGCUUUGAGGAGUUUGAGGCUUUGCUUUCGGAUAUUGCCAAAUGGAAGGCUAUAUUCAAAACAUACGACACUGAGAAUUCGGGCAGAAUUUCAGGCUUUCAGCUACGCGAAGCGCUUAACUCAGCGGGCUACCAUUUGAACAAUCGUGUUCUAAAUGCCUUGGGUCAUCGAUAUGGAUCGAGAGAUGGCAAGAUCGCAUUUGAUGAUUUCCUCAUGUGUGCAGUGAAAAUAAAAACUUAUAUUGAAAUAUUCAAAGAAAGAGAUACGGAAAAGAACGAAACUGCAACGUUUACGUUGGAAGAAUGGAUUGAACAGACAAUUUACUCAUAGAAAAUCUAUCAGCAGCUCUAUUUAAAUAUACCUUUUAAUACAAGUCUCCUCAAUAUUAUAUAUUUCAAAUCAGUGGAAAAAGUUUUCAAAUGUCUUUUACUCUGUUUAGUUUAAAGCGUAAAUUGUAAACCUCUAUGUCUAAUCUCAAAUUGCCUUCAUUGAAUUAAAAGCGUUAAAUUAAAA